Molecule: messenger RNA, 3728 nt
Organism: Elgaria multicarinata webbii
Lineage: Eukaryota; Metazoa; Chordata; Lepidosauria; Squamata; Anguidae
Gene: TOP1
Product: DNA topoisomerase I
Exons: 21
Coding region: 127-2430 (767 amino acids)
Biological process (GO): chromosome segregation; DNA topological change; DNA replication
Cellular component (GO): chromosome; nucleolus
Molecular function (GO): DNA binding; DNA topoisomerase type I (single strand cut, ATP-independent) activity
Source: RefSeq, a predicted model, not a curated record
UUAGUCUGUUACACAACUGACUGUUGUGCUGUUUGAGGGGGCUGCGUUCUCCCUUCGGCCUCAAGACUUUCCUACUCCCCGGGCUUCUCGCUAGGCUUCCCCCUCCUUACACACUGCUUUAUAGGCAUGAGUGGGGAUCAGCUGCACAACUCUUCCCAGAUCGAUCCAGAUUUCCGAGCGAACGAUUCUCACAAACAUAAAGAUAAACACAAAGACCGAGAACACCGACAUAAAGAGCACAAGAAGGACAAAGAGAAAGACAGAGAAAAAUCCAAGCACAGUAACAGUGAGCACAAAGAUUCCUCGGAGAAGAAACACAAAGAGAAGGAGAAAACCAAACACAAAGAUGGCAGUUCAGAAAAACACGACAAACACAAAGACAAACACAAAGAUAGAGACAAGGAGAAACGAAAGGAAGAAAAGAGUAAAUUGUCUUCUGGUGAAGUGAAAAUAAAGAAGGAAAAGGAAAAUGGCUUCUCCAGUCCACCACGUAUUAAGGAAGAAAUGGAUGAUGAUGGCUACUACAAAGAAGACUACAAGCCCCUAAAGAGACCCCGAGAGGAUGAUGAUGUUGACUACAAACCUAAGAAGAUCAAAACUGAAGAUAUCAAAAAAUCAAAGAAGCGGAAACAGGAAGAGGAAGAGGACAUCAAGCCCAAAAAAAUAAAGAGCAAAGAUAAGAAACCUUCUGUUGGAGACAUGAAGAAGAAGAAAACAAAAAAAGAGGAGGAGCAGAAAUGGAAAUGGUGGGAAGAAGAACGCCUUCCUGAAGGUAUUAAGUGGAAGUUCUUGGAACACAAAGGUCCUGUGUUUGCACCUCCAUAUGAGCCUUUGCCUGAAAACGUCAAAUUCUACUAUGAUGGUAAAGUCAUGAAGCUCAGUCCCAAAGCUGAAGAAGUUGCUACAUUCUUUGCAAAAAUGCUUGAUCAUGAAUACACUACUAAGGACAUCUUCAGGAAAAACUUCUUUAAAGACUGGAGAAAGGAAAUGACCUCUGAAGAAAAGAGUACCAUCACCAGCCUCAGCAAAUGUGACUUCAACCAUAUGAGUCAGUAUUUCAAAGCUCAGUCAGAAGCCAGAAAACAAAUGACCAAGGAGGAGAAACAGAAAAUAAAAGAAGAGAAUGAGCGGUUAUUAAAAGAAUAUGGUUUUUGCAUCAUGGAUAAUCACAAGGAAAGAAUUGCCAACUUUAAGAUUGAGCCUCCGGGUCUCUUCAGAGGGCGUGGCAACCAUCCCAAAAUGGGCAUGCUGAAGAGACGGAUAAUGCCAGAAGACAUCAUCAUCAAUUGUAGCAAGGAUUCUAAAGUCCCUCCACCUCCCGCUGGACAUAAAUGGAAAGAAGUCCGGUAUGAUAACAAGGUGACCUGGUUGGUGUCGUGGACGGAGAACAUCCAAGGGUCUAUUAAGUACAUCAUGUUGAACCCCAGCUCUAGAAUCAAGGGUGAAAAGGACUGGCAGAAAUAUGAGACGGCUCGGAGAUUGAAGAAAUGUGUAGAUAGGAUUCGAAAUCAAUAUCGAGAAGACUGGAAAUCCAAAGAGAUGAAAGUGCGGCAGAGGGCUGUUGCAUUGUACUUCAUUGACAAACUCGCUCUGAGAGCUGGUAAUGAGAAAGAAGAAGGGGAGACGGCUGACACAGUAGGCUGCUGCUCUCUCCGUGUGGAGCAUAUUAAUUUGCAUCCAGAAUUGGAUGGCCAGGAAUACGUGGUAGAGUUUGACUUCCUUGGAAAAGACUCCAUACGAUACUAUAACAAAGUCCCUGUCGAGAAAAGGGUUUUUAAGAAUCUGCAGCUAUUCAUGGAGAAUAAGCAGCCUGAAGAUGACCUCUUCGACCGGCUCAAUACUAGCAUCUUAAAUAAACAUCUUCAAGAUCUUAUGGAAGGGCUAACGGCCAAGGUAUUCCGAACCUACAAUGCCUCCAUUACGCUACAGCAGCAGCUGAAGGAGCUCACAACCCCGGAUGAUAACGUCCCAGCAAAGAUCCUGUCUUAUAACCGUGCCAAUAGAGCUGUUGCUAUUCUCUGCAAUCACCAGAGGGCGCCUCCAAAGACCUUUGAGAAAUCCAUGAUGAAUUUACAGAGCAAGAUUGAUGCCAAGAAGGAUCAGUUGGCUGAUGCCAAGAGGGAACUGAAAAGCGCCAAAGCUGAUGCCAAGGUCCGGCGGGACGAAAAGUCUAAAAAGACCGUGGAAAGUAAGAAGAAAGCCGUACAAAGGGUUGAGGAGCAGCUAAUGAAGUUGGAAGUCCAGGCUACAGACCGAGAGGAAAACAAGCAAAUUGCCUUGGGAACCUCCAAACUAAAUUAUCUGGAUCCUAGAAUUUCAGUUGCCUGGUGCAAGAAAUUUGGAAUACCUAUAGAGAAGAUAUAUAACAAAACCCAACGGGAGAAAUUUGCCUGGGCAAUUGACAUGGCAGACGAUGACUAUGAAUUUUAACCUGAUUUUAAUGGGCUGGAUUUUAUGGAAGAGAAGGGGAGUAGCCUGGUUUUAGGGAGAUUGAUAAACUGUGAGCCUUACUUGUCCUUUAUAUUGGGGGGGGGAGGGGGCGUCGGGAGGGGAAAGCGAGUAUCUGAUAAAAUACCCAACAUCUUUGAGAAAAGAUAAUGCCUGGAAAUAUUACAGAGGAGCUGAGCCAGUUGUCCUAUGGACAACUUAUUUAAAUCUGUUUCAGAGACCCAAAUUCUAGCUGUAUGGUUUGUGUUUUAUCUCUGGAGGGAGGACAAGUGGAUGGGGGAAUUUGUUAACCUUCUGCCAGGUAAAUUCACCAUUACACUGAAGAGCUUGGAAAUCAUUAGCUACUGUAUACAGAAUCCAAUGAGAUAUUGGUGUGUUUUUACAGUUAGGGUUUUUGCAAUAACUUCUAUAUUUUAAUAGAAAAUGAACUCCUUAAUUUCCUGCCCCCUCCCCCUCUCAUUAAUUUAACACAACUGAAGCCCUCAGCGCACUGGCUCUGGCCACCAUGGUCAUCAUGAAAACACCCAGUUGUUUUCAUUUUUACUUGCCGCCAUCAUGGUAUUGAAAACCUAAAUAAAAACUCAACAUCUCUUCAAAGCAAAGCAUGAUGGGAAGAUCCUUCCUGACUUGAGUGUUUUUUUUUUUUUGUUAAUGUGAAUUUUUACUAUUUUUAAUUAUUUUAAAAUAUUUAAACUUUCUUUCUUCUUGAUCUUAAAGAUCAUGUAGAUUUGCAGAGGGUAGGAAGGAAAGGACUUGGGGAGGGUUAAUGGAUUAUGAGUACAAAUAAAUUGGUGGCAAAAAGUUUUCCCAUCAUACUUUGUUCUGAAUACAUUAUAUAAAAUAUCCACAUUUGUGGGUUUUGUUUUGCUUUCUUUUGGCAGGUUUUUUUUUCUCCACCCUUUUUAAAAAACCCUCCUCCCCGCUUUUACUUGAAAAAUUUUAUUGUGUAAGAAGAACUUUCACAGGUCAAUAAAAUUUUGAGGGAAGUGAGCUUUGGUCCAAAAAAAAAGAAAAAAAAAAAAGGAAAAAUAAUCAAGAUUUUAGGGCUUUUAUUUUUUUUCUUUUGUAAUUGUGUACAAAAAAAUUAAAAAAAUUAAAGCAGAAUUUUAAUGUGAACCCUUUUUUGCUAUAAUCCAUUAGUUAUUGGCAUUGUUAGCUUAGUGUGGUGCAAAGACAAGUUUCCCGCAGUCUUUCCUCAACAAGUAUCUUCUAUUUUUAUCAUGAAUUCCCUUUUAAUCAACUGUAGGUUAUUUAAAAUAAAUUCCUACAACUUAACGCAA